Messenger RNA from Chaetomium globosum CBS 148.51, 1221 nucleotides. RefSeq lists its product as uncharacterized. The transcript has 2 exons. Bases 1 to 1221 code for a protein of 406 amino acids. The record is from RefSeq and is a predicted model, not a curated record. NCBI's taxonomy places the organism in Eukaryota, Fungi, Ascomycota, Sordariomycetes, Sordariales, Chaetomiaceae.
AUGUACUGCGUUCAAACCCAUGACAACGAAGUCUUCGAGAGCACCGUCGACGUUCCAGUCGCCAGGGGCGUAGAAUUUGACCCUCUCGGCUCCCCUGGGCUACCCUCUUUGCCCGACGAGUUCAACAAUCCUACUCCUGACGAACCACCUCUGUUCCCCCCACCUCCAACGACGCCCGCAUCAAUUCCUCCGCCACAACAAACGGCCGUCGCUAAUAAUAAUAAGAAGAAGAGGAAGGCGGCGAUACCAAAGUCGGCACCGACGAAAGUCGUCUUCAGUAAGGAGAUGACGGCGCAAGUAAUGCUCUGGUUCAACGAGUGCCGGAAAAAGGGGAUGUUCAACAGUUCGAAAAAGAAAGAUUAUGGCCCGAUUUGGCAAGAGGUUUUCGAGCGCUGUCAGGAGCAGUGGCCGCGGUUUCCAUGGAAGCCGAAUAUAAUAGCUACCAAGUAUGAUACCGAGCGACAACGGUAUCAACAGUGGAAAAUGUUGGUGGAUGGAUACUCUGGCGUGACAUUCGACUAUACGGCCAACCUCCCCUGUGUAUCAGAGUCGACCUGGGAGCAGUUUGUAUUGCGGAACAACACGCUCUCGAAAAGCGUAACCUGGCUGAGGACAAUCCCACUUGGCGAUGUUGAUGUCUACCGGUCUGUCUUCUGGCGGGAGCGGGCAAGUGGGAACCACAUCGCCGAGGCUGACGAUGCCGCUGAUACCCAGGCGACGGAUGUAGUGGAGGAAGAGCUGGAGGAGGAUUCUAAUCGUGAUGUUCCGGUCAUGCUUGAUACGGAGUCUGACGAGGAUGACGACAAUGUCGCUGCCGUUACACCUAUUCAGAAGAAGAGGAAGUUAACGUCGGCUCAACAACAUCGUAUCCGUACCGAUCCCAACCUCACACCUACCCGGGGUAGUACUCCAUCGACGGUUGACGUACCGGUACGACAUUCCUCUCACCGUCGGGACCGUGAGCGCGAUAGUAGUAUCCUCGCAGCCAGCUUCAAGGAUUCCAUUACAAUCCUCGCGGCACCACGCCUCGCCGGCGCCGACGAUGUUGCGCUGGCGACCGAGGAUAUCCAGAAGCUAUUCGCGGAUAAGGUCGAUGGGAGUGAAUUGUUGAACUAUAUCGACUACCUGCAGCGAAAUCCGAUGUCCGCGGUAAUGUGGAACAAACUCAGUCUGGCACUUAAGAGGUUGUAUAUAGAUCGCUGGAAAGAAGGUAGCGCUUGA